Molecule: messenger RNA, 1320 nt
Organism: Paraphaeosphaeria sporulosa
Lineage: Eukaryota; Fungi; Ascomycota; Dothideomycetes; Pleosporales; Didymosphaeriaceae
Product: FAD/NAD(P)-binding domain-containing protein
Exons: 2
Coding region: 1-1320 (439 amino acids)
Biological process (GO): secondary metabolite biosynthetic process
Molecular function (GO): FAD binding; monooxygenase activity
Source: RefSeq, a predicted model, not a curated record
AUGGCAGUCCCAGUAACCAACGGCGCAAAGCCACAGACUGGUAUUAGAGUGAUCAUCGUCGGCGCUGGGUUCGGUGGCCUCACUGCAGCCAUUGAAUGCGUCCGACAAGGACACUCUCCAAUCAUCUACGAGUCGUUUCCUUCUCUCAAGAUUCUGGGCGACAUCAUCUCCUUCGGACCUAACGCUGGACGUAUUUUCGCGCGUUGGGAAAAUGGUGAUAUCGCUCGUGCCAUGCGCAAGAUCUCCAUCGACCUCCAAGCAUAUGGAUUCAAUAUCCACAAAUGGGACACAGGCGAGGUCGUCAUCAAUCAGAAGAGUCCGCCCAGAGACGAAACUGCCCCGGUUUUCAACGGACAUCGAGGUGAACUGCACGAAAUCGUGUUCAACUAUGCGAAAAAACUGGGCGUCGAAAUUGUGCUUGAUUCGCGCGUGGAGAAUUACUGGGAAACGGAAGACGCUGCCGGGAUCAUUCUUGGGGACGGCACGCGCGUGGAGGGUGACGUGGUGGUUGGCAGUGACGGCGUGAGGAGCAAAGCCAGAACUCUUGUUCUGGGUUACGAGGAUAAGCCGAAGUCUUCUGGCUAUGCAGUGUGGAGGUCGUGGUUCAGCAACGAGGAUAUGCUAGCCGAUCCGGAGACGAGACAGUUUUGCGAGAAUGGGGACACCUUCAAUGGCUGGAUAGGACCCGACGUUCAUUUCCUUUUCAGCACGCUAAAAGGCGGUAGUGACUGCUGCUGGGUGUUGACUCACAAGGACGAGCACGAUAUCGACGAAUCUUGGUCUUUCCCGGGCAAGCUAUCUGAAGUGAAGGACGUCCUCCGUGACUGGGACCCCAUGUGCACAAAGAUCAUCUCGAAAACGCCAGAAGAAAAGCUCGUAGACUGGAAGUUGGUUUACAGAGAUCCGCUACCCACUUGGGUCUCCGGUUAUGGAUCAGCUCCCGGCCAUGGCCGCAUUUGCCUGCUCGGCGACUCUGCGCAUCCGUUUCUACCUACCAGUGCACAAGGUGCGACACAGGCAUUGGAAGACGGCGUCACACUUGCAGUUCUACUGCGAAAGGCUGGCAAGAGCAAUAUUAAGGGCGGUCUGAGGGCCUAUCAGGAUGUUCGAUACGAGAGGGUGCGUAAAGUUCAGAAGACUGGCGAGACGACGCGCGAUAUGUGGCAUAACACAGAUUGGGAGAAGGUAAAAAAGGAUCCGCAGAGCAUUGCAUUCCCGCGCGAGGACUGGAUCUUUUCACAUGACGCAGAAAAGCAUGCUGAAGAGGUUGGGGAUGAGAUGAUUGCGAAAGCGUCAACUUCAGUUGAACAGCAAGCAUAA